GCUGUGCACACCCUGAGCUGGGCACUCACUGCUUUGGGGGAUUGUGCCACUGCAGAAAGGGGCUGAUGGGACAGAGGCAAAAUGCAGGGAGUGAGGGAAAGAAGCUCCAAAGAGAGAGGAAGAGGAGGGAGCUCCACAAAGAGCAUUCAGGGACAGACAGGGUAAUGGAAGGCAAGAUGGAAGAUGUGUUGAGGAGAAAGGAGGUCUGACAGGACAAAGGGGGAGUGAGGGUUGGGCAGAAUCCAGGCAGGUCUUGUGAUAAACAGGGAAAUAGAAAAGCAGCCUCAGGGCAGCCCCUGUGCUCCUGUACUCUGUGGCUCUGAGCCCCUGCUAGGGACAGGCAGCAGGACCUGCUUCCAGCACCUGAGGGGCUCCCAGUGCUUGGAAGAAGGGAGCAGCAGGGUGCUGGGGAACAGAGCCCCCUGGGUUAUCCUGCUCCUAACUCUGGGCUGGGACAUGCUCACUCUUGCUUUGUGUUUUCCAGCCCCAGCAGAAGAGAGAGGCUGCUCCUGGCUGAACAUCUGGGUCUUCCUUAUUUUUGCCCUUGCAAUCAAAGCUGCCAUUGGGACUUUGUGCCUCUGUCUUGUGGUUCCCUUCUGCCACAGCAGUGACCAGCCCUCAGCCCUGCAGCAGCAGUUCUCGGAGUGGGAGUGCGGCUCAGCGGUGCCACAAGGCACAGACCGAGGCUGGAUGUGCUGCCCAAAGGGCUGGAGAAGGUUUCAAGGAAGCUGCUAUUUCCUGUCCACUGACAUGAUGUCAUGGGAUGAGAGUGCACAGAACUGCACUGGGAUGGGCUCCCAGCUGGUGGUGAUCACCAGCAAGGCAGAGCAGGAAUUCCUCUCUGAGCAGAUAAGGCAAUCUAAAGAACCUAAACGAGACAAUUCAUACAUUGGACUGUUUGCAAUGCAGGGGGGCCAGUGGCAGUGGGUGGACAAGACUCCCUACAAUGUGACAGCAGCGUUCUGGCCAAAAGGAGAACCAAGUGAAGGCUAUGAUGAGAAUUGCGUUAUAAUCUACAGGGAUACUGAACUACCCAACAACUGGAAUAGUGUCAGAUGUUUGAACUAUCAUCGAAUUUGUGAAGCUGCAGCAGUAACUGUGUGAUGGAAAUGCCCCUGUCCUGAGUAAAGCUGGGAGCUCAGCAGGGAGCUGGGAACAGCUCUGGCUGUGCUGGGAAGGGUGGGGAGCUCUGACACAUCUUCACUGUGUGGAGUGGGACCAUGUGUGUGGAAAUGAAAUGAGCUUUGUCCAGCAUGCCCAGUGCAUGUGGUGGCUCAGGGAACACAGGGAGGCUCAGGCUCUUUGCAGCAGCUCCUGUGUUCUUGAGUCCUCUUCUCUCUAUGUGGUUCCAGCAGCCUCUGGCUGAUAAGAGAUGGACUUCUCCAGGAGGAAGGCACUGGAAUGGAAGGCAGACAUCCCGAGAUUCAAUGUCCUCUGUCUCCUUGAGCAGAGCUGUUUGCUUUUUGUUGAGUCACACACAAAAUGUCCUGUAACUGUACUGGUUUUGCUGAACAAAUUGUGAAAUCUUAGACAAGAGAAAAUACAGUAUCAGAACAAUGAAGAAA
Molecule: messenger RNA, 1565 nt
Organism: Melospiza melodia melodia
Lineage: Eukaryota; Metazoa; Chordata; Aves; Passeriformes; Passerellidae
Product: C-type lectin domain family 4 member E-like
Exons: 5
Coding region: 457-1104 (215 amino acids)
Source: RefSeq, a predicted model, not a curated record